This is a messenger RNA of Fopius arisanus, 804 nucleotides long. Its product is annotated as glutathione S-transferase 1. Lineage: Eukaryota; Metazoa; Arthropoda; Insecta; Hymenoptera; Braconidae. Bases 19 to 753 code for a protein of 244 amino acids. Gene Ontology annotation, biological process: glutathione metabolic process. Gene Ontology annotation, molecular function: glutathione transferase activity. The transcript has 5 exons. The record is from RefSeq and is a predicted model, not a curated record.
UAAAUUGCGGGAUAAAUAAUGAAUGUUGAUGAAAGUAUCCAUCUCCUGUUGUUGUCUCCUCAAGUGAUCCCUCGAUCAUUGUUCUAUCGAUCAGUCAGGAUGCCACGUCCAAUCCUGUACACCGCGGAGAUGAGUCCACCCUGUCGUGCUGUACUCCUCGCAGCUGAAGCUAUCGGUGUGCAAUUGGAAAAACGAGAAAUCAGUAUAUUCAAUAGAGAUCAGCUGCAGGAGAGCUUUCAAAAGAUUAAUCCGCAGCACACGAUUCCCACUCUCGACGACAACGGCCACAUCAUCUGGGACAGUCAUGCUAUCAUCUGCUAUUUAUGUGAUAAAUACGGGAGGGAUGACUCUCUGUACCCGAAGGAUUUGGAGAGAAGAGCAAUUAUUGAUCAGCGGUUGUACUUCGACUGCGGAAUACUUUUUGCUCUUCUCCGGGGAAUAGCAUUUUCAAUAUUUGUGCACAAUCAAACAACAAUUCCAGAGGACAAAAUCGAAUUUGUGAAAGAAGGUUAUGACUUUAUGAAUAAAUUUUUGCAUGGGAAGAAAUGGCUCGCCGGAGAUUCGUACACUUUGGCGGAUAUCAGUUGUGUCGCAUCGAUCAGCAGUUUGGAUGCAUUUGUACCGGUCGCCCCAUACCCUAAUGUAGCUCGUUGGUUGAAAAUCUGUGAAGAGGAGCUUCCAGGAUAUGCGAGAGCGAAUGGUCCAGGGGUGAAAAUGUUUCAUGAAUACUUCAGAGCGAAACUGCAACCGUAAAUAAAAAAUAUCCCUUGUUGAUUGUCAAUAAAUGGUUAUUGUUUCAUUGAA